ACUGUCUAGUGCGGGAUGUUUUUAUCAUGACAUAGCUAAUUCGGUGUCCUGAAUAUAUGUUUUUUAAUCUACUUUAUAUUUAUUUUUAAGCACUGAAACCCUAAGGUUAGACAAACUUCUCACCAUCGACCCUUCAGUGUGACUAGGGUUGACAGAUUUCGGACUUAAAUUCCAGGAAAUCCUGCUGCCCUUUCACCCAGUUUCCUCCAUAACGUGAUCGCCAAACACAAGCAUUUGUAUCUAGCCGGUAAGGAUGCCAGGAUCAGCCCCUAUCAGUUGCCUGGGACCAUGGCCCAAAGACGUGGGCAUCAUUGCGUUGGAACUGUACUUCCCGUCGCAGUACGUGGACCAGACGGAGCUGGAGCAGCUGGACGGGGUGUCAGCUGGGAAAUACACCGUGGGGCUGGGCCAGGACCGUAUGGGCUUCUGCUCGGACUGCGAGGACAUCAACUCUCUGUGCCUGACGGUGGUGCAGAGGCUGAUGGAAAGGAACAGCCUGUCCUACGACAGCGUGGGUCGACUGGAGGUCGGCACCGAGACCAUCAUAGACAAGUCCAAGUCCGUCAAGACGGUCCUCAUGCAGCUGUUUGAGGACUCUGGCAAUACAGAUGUCGAGGGCAUUGACACCACAAACGCCUGCUACGGCGGCACAGCAGCACUCUUCAAUGCUGUCAACUGGGUGGAGUCUAGCUCCUGGGAUGGCCGUUAUGCUCUGGUGGUAGCGGGGGACAUUGCUGUUUACGCCACAGGAAGUGCGCGGCCUACAGGAGGGGCUGGUGCGGUGGCCAUGCUGGUGGGGCCCAACGCUCCUCUGGCCUUUGAACGAGGUCUGCGAGGAACCCACAUGCAGCAUGCGUACGACUUCUACAAGCCCGACAUGUUGUCCGAGUAUCCUGUGGUGGAUGGCAAGCUGUCAAUCGAGUGCUACCUGAGUGCGUUGGACCGCUGCUACUCUGUGUACCGCAACAAGAUCCACGCGCAGUGGCAGAGAGACGGCUCGGAGGAGCGCUUCAGUCUGGACGACUUCGGCUUCCUGGUCUUCCACUCUCCGUACUGCAAGCUGGUGCAGAAGUCUCUGGCGAGGCUGAUGCUCAACGACUUCCUAAGCCACCCCAACCCCAACACGGAGACGGGCCCCUUCACAGGCCUCGACGCCUUCAGAGAUGUGAAGCCAGAAGAGACGUACUUCGACCGGGACGUGGAGAAGGCUUUCAUGAAGGCCAGCAUGGAUCUGUUUGAGAAGAAGACCAAGCCCUCCCUGCUCGUCUCCAACCAGAACGGAAACAUGUACACCCCCUCCGUCUACGGCUGCCUGGCAUCCCUCAUCGCCACACACACCUCCUCACAGAUAGCCGGACAGAGGGUGGGCCUCUUCUCCUACGGCUCAGGAUUCGCUGCCACUCUGUACUCCCUCAGAGUCACACAGGACCACACACCAGGAUCUGCUCUGGACAAACUGGUGUCCAGCCUGAGCGACCUGAAGGUCCGCCUGGACUCCAGGAAGAAGGUUUCUCCGGCCGUCUUCUCCGACAACAUGAAGCUGAGACAGGAGACGCAUCACUUAGCCAGCUAUGUCCCCCGCAGCUCUGUCGACGAUCUGUUCCCGGGGACCUGGUACCUGACCCGGGUGGAUGAGAAGCACCGCAGGGAGUACGCCCGCAGCCCCCUGAGCAGAGAGCUGCCCGCUGAGCCAGAGGUGGUCCGCUCCGGCACCGCCACCGAGCACAUCCCCAGUCCAGCCAAGAAGAUGCCUCGCAUCCCAGCAGCCCCGACCAGCCCUGAGGCUGCUGUCAGCAACUGAAAGCCUCCCUCCCCCCGCCCCACCCCCCACCCCCCACCUGAGAGGAGCUCCAACAGUGUGGACAGAACAAGACGACUCUAGAGGUCAGGAGUCUAGCAGGAGACCAGAGUCAACUUAGUCAUAGUGGAAGCUGUGGACCCCCCCCCCCCCCUCAGCUGUCCACACCUCCACACUGGGAAACAACAAUCAUUUCUUCUAGCGAUCCUUUAUUUCAGUGCACAGAUGUGUGCAUGCUGAUCUCCAUGGGAACGGUCACACUUCCUGCUGGCGGCUGGCAGCCAGAGACAGGAAGAGGAAAAUGGACAUGAUUAAAAGAUCAAAGGGAAGACGAUGUGUUAGUCUGCAGCCUCUCCGCUGCUUCUGUUCAAUACCUCAGUUUUUUUUAUGAAUGGAAGUGGAGCGUGUCAUGUGACCAAACAUCGGGAACAGACGUACUCAAACUGCUGCUGCACGCCUUGAAUGCUGGGAGACAGAAGACGUCCCCCGUCCCACACAGACGCUUAAAGGAUUUUAGGUUUUUUAUUUGCCUUUAAUUGCCAUGAAAUGUCUAAACCAUGGAUCUGAGGAGCCGCAGCCCAUUUUAAUUCCACCAUCCAUGAUCAGAAAAGGUUUGAAAUAGGAAUAAUAAUUUCACUCGUUGUUUUUUAGCAGAGGGCCUACACGAUACAUGUACGUCCCUGUGAAUAAUGUGACAGCCUAUUUUUUAAAACUCUAUAUACCAGAAACAUAUAUACAGUGUAUUCUAAAUAUCUCUAAAGUUAUAUAUUUUUUAGAUUAGAAAAUAAUCUACGAGCUAAAACUAUUUUGGUGAAAAAUCUCAUAAUGGAAGGAAAAAUGUGCAAUUCUGGAUUUUAUUGGACAUGUUUUUGGGGACUCAAUUAAUAAUUAGGUUGAAAAAGAUUGUCAAUUGUUUUCCAGAUCACUUAGAAACCCCACAUGUAGUGUCCCUCUCACCAACACACACAUUCAACCUCUGACGGGAAAAUGAAUGACUCGUACGUUAGAUUAGGAAGUCAGUGGGUUUAGACUUUUCCAAACCAUGCCGGGACACGUUUGAAACUCAGUCAGGAAGAUGCAACUCAUAUUCACUCAUCCUCACGUUGGAGAAGUCUGCCCAGCUGAGGUUUACACUGCUCACACUACCAGUCUAUAGAGCCCUGCAAUAAUCACUACCUCCACCAGGCUCAGUGUGGCUGCUGCUGUGCUAAUGCUAUCAAUGAGUGCAGACCAUUCCAGACUGAAGGCUGUAUCUGUUAUGCAAGACUCGUGUGUGUUGGGACUUCAGCUAUAGUUGCUACGGAUGUGUGGUAGAGUCCAGUUUUCAUUGGCUGACGUCACAGCCGCUCAUUCUGAAGCCUUAAAGUCAAAGGGCUGUUAGAGAGGUCCGCUUCCUAUCUGAAGACAGCAAAUGUUUGUUCUGUUUUGGGUUUUUUUUUAAAUGUCAUUGUUGCUUUUCUUCGUCGUCGACAAUAACUUGACGACUGCAAGAAGAAACCAAAAGGAAAACAUCAGCCUUAAAAGCUCCCAGUCGUUCCUGCUGAUGUUGGACCGGCUCCAGCACUCAGACGGUUAACGUGGAGGUUCUGGAGAAGCCUUUUCAAUACGACUGGACCGUGAGACCACACUUCUCCUCAUAGUGUACAGAUCUUAUUUUUAAUGUACAGCGGCAUCACCUGAGUUUUCUUGGUCUGACUGGAACAUUUUGUCUGUGGGGCAUGUAGGGCCCGCCUCAAGGUCACAUGACCUUUACUAAUGUAAAUGUACAGUGCACACUAAGAAUGUUAUACGCUGUGUAGAUAAACAGAGUCAUUUUAUCCAGACGGUUUGUCUCAAUGUGUAGAUAUGCAGAAUAAAUGGACAGAACAUG
Messenger RNA from Eleginops maclovinus (Patagonian blennie), 3668 nucleotides. RefSeq names its product 3-hydroxy-3-methylglutaryl-CoA synthase 1 (soluble) (gene hmgcs1). NCBI's taxonomy places the organism in Eukaryota, Metazoa, Chordata, Actinopteri, Perciformes, Eleginopidae. Bases 254 to 1801 code for a protein of 515 amino acids. The record is from RefSeq and is a predicted model, not a curated record. Gene Ontology annotation, molecular function: hydroxymethylglutaryl-CoA synthase activity. The transcript is spliced from 10 exons. Gene Ontology annotation, biological process: acetyl-CoA metabolic process.